Molecule: messenger RNA, 2134 nt
Organism: Perca fluviatilis (European perch)
Lineage: Eukaryota; Metazoa; Chordata; Actinopteri; Perciformes; Percidae
Product: voltage-dependent calcium channel gamma-6 subunit-like
Exons: 7
Coding region: 772-1617 (281 amino acids)
Biological process (GO): regulation of calcium ion transmembrane transport via high voltage-gated calcium channel
Cellular component (GO): L-type voltage-gated calcium channel complex; membrane
Molecular function (GO): calcium channel regulator activity
Source: RefSeq, a predicted model, not a curated record
AGGAACUUUCUCCUCAGAGCAAAAUUCCAUUUUGACUUAUUCUUGGAGACAGUAAGGAUAUUUUAAAAGAGUGAACUUUUUAAAGAGUGUUUGUCGCUGGUGACAGCCGCUGUAAUGAGUUCCUUCCUCAUGCUUCAGUGCUACUUUUCCAGUGAGGCCAAUUGGAUGCCUUAUAAAGAAAGCCAUGGUCAGAUGUCAUGAGUUACAUCACUUCUUCCACUCCUGACUACUACCUCUACAGACUCUCAGCGGCUGCAUUUUUCUAAACACAUUUUCUGUCAUCUUUUUUCCUCUUUUCAUUAUGAUUCGUUUAUCAGUUUUGCAUCCGUCGUCAAAGCCGCCAUUUUUUCUGGGGCUUUUUCUCAAGAGAAGGCUGAUUCCUGCCUUUGUCUGAGAACGUUUUUUCACAGCAGUAUGUUUAGUUUUUGAUACCAAGAAGACUCUUUGGGUUUAAACAUUUUUUAAUUCUGCUUUUGUAUACCGUUUUUUUUCGCUGUUCUUAUCACAGUUUUCUUUUAAGGUUCAUAUUUCUACCUCUUCCUGUGCUUUUCCUUCCUUUCUGUCAGAUACACCUGUUGGACAUUAUUUUACUUUUAUACUGUCUCAGGUAUUUGUCCUGCUUUUUUUUUUUUAAUGGGCACAAACUGACAACAGCUUUCCACUGUUUUUGUUCUUUUUAACCAUCCCUGUCGAGGGCAAAGCGCAAGGCAAACUUAGCUGCUAAACUGAACACCACUCAUCUGUCUUAGUUGUUUUCCAUUUCGUCACAACAUGUGGUCUGCCUUUUCUGUGACCGAUGAUGACGGCCGUAUGGCACCGCCAGGAACGGCGCUUGCAACGGUAGGAGCACCCCAGGGUGCUGGAGGAGGUUUGUCCGGCCUCAUGACUGGACGCGGUGGGGGGGGCAAGCGCCGCAGGACGACGUCAGCAGGACACGCCAUGAGUGAGGCCCAGGAAGGGAAGAUCAAGCUGGCAUUCUUCGUGGCCAUCGUGGGCGUAGUCCUGACAGUCCUUGGGGUGGGGACAGAGUUCUGGGCGGAGCUGGCACCGUCAAAGAGUUUCUAUAACAACCAGACUUGCCUGACAGCUCACUACGGCCUGUGGAAGGGCUGCACAAAGACAUUGUGGGUGUCUGAUAUCGACCCAGAGAGAGAGAGCUGUGGACCUGCUGAUCUACCCGGAGAAUCAAACUGCACCUACUUCAAGUUUUUUACCACGGGGGAAAAUGCUGUGAUGUUUCAGAAGACAACACAGAAGAAUCUGAAUGUAGCAGCAGCCAUGUUGGCCCUGUUCAGUCUGUUCUUGAUGGUGAUGGGGGCCAUAUGCAUCGUCAUGUGUCUCAGUAAAAAUAUCAUCUUCUUCCUCAAGCCAGCGUCUGUCUGCUUCAUUCUGUCAGGUGUCCUGGUGCUUCUCUCUCUGUUGGUUUUCCACCUGUCCGUCCUGGCCUUCCUGGCCAGCGACAACAUGGUUCCUCUCCACCACGAGCUCUCCUGGUCGGUGUCAUGCAUCGGCUGUGCGGCGGCUGUCCUCAUCGUGGGAGGGAUCCUCUUCCUGCUGCUGGCGCUGCCCUACAGCCCCUGGCAGAGGUGUCUCCCUCAGAAGGACAGCAGUAGCUAGUGACCUGGAGGUGGUGUUGCACUUUAUCUGCCCUUUCUGAUUCUGAGGAGGGAGGGUGCAGAGGGGCGUGGGUGUUUCCCAAAGACGUCUUAGCAGAAAGAUCGCAUUUUCUGUGAACUUAAAGGAAUCACGAGCAUGUUUAUGGGAGAGUGAUGGGAGAAUCACUGAAAUGCACCUAACACCUAGCUGUCUAUCUUGUCAUUAAAAUAUUCUUGUUAGUAUGAAAUAUAUAGUUAUUAAAUUAAUCCAGUCCAUUCAGUCAUUCUGGUUCCCCUUACCUUAUAGACAUAAUAUUGUUGAUGUUUAACCUGUUCCUCAACAUGGAUACAGCUAGGUGCUAAAAGCUACAGUGAAAUACCCUUUUUAGUGGAAACAAGUAUGGAGAUUUUAUUGCUCAGAUGUGGUUGGGAAACAGUCCUGUAUUGUCUUACUAUCCUACAGGUUUUGGAGGCAAUUUACUCUUUGUUCAUUCAACAAAUUGUGAAGUCCUUACAUAAUGCUAACUUUUUUUUUUUUU